UUGAAAACAAUGGCUGAAGUCUGGAGAAUGUUUACCUUUUUCAUGUAGUGCAGUUAUGACCGUCUAGUUCUCUCGAAUUGAAUGUAUUUUUUUCUUCAGUGCUGGUAAAAUGUUUGGCACCAUUAAAAACAGAGAGCAUAGAUCAUGCCCCCCUCGACGUCUGUACGAUGUAACCACAGGUAGCCUUCAUUUUCUUCAGCGUUUGAAGCUGGAGAAGAAGUUGUGUGUUCACGAUGGAUGCGUCAACACAAUCGCCUGGAACGACAAAGGCACCCUCAUUCUGUCAGGCUCCGAUGAUCAACACCUGGCCAUCACAGACCCCUUCAGUGCUAAGACCCUGGUCAAGUUCCGGUCUGGCCACAGGUCAAAUAUCUUCAGUGCCAAAUUCUUGCCCGGGAGUCUGGACAGAGAGGUGGUCAGUUGCUCGGGAUCAGGGGAGAUAUUCUUCACAGACGUCGACCGAGAGGACACCUACCAGGCAAACAGAUUUGACUGUCAUUUUGGAACAACGUACAAGCUGCUGGUCGUGCCCAACGAAGCGUCGACGUUUCUGUCCUGUGGGGAUGACGGUACGGUCCGGUUCUUCGACCUCCGGACAAAGACAAGCUGCUCCAAGUUCAACUGUGAGGACGAUGUGGUGAUUCACCUGCGCACCGCCAUCACUGCCAUAGCUGCCGACCCAAUUAUUCCCUUCCAGCUGGCAGUGGCUGCCUCCGACGGGAUUGUCCGACUCUAUGACAGACGCAUGCUCAAGACGACCGACGCUGGAGGAGCCAACGAGAGCCUGAUCUGCACCAUGGCGUGCCCCACGACCCGGCGGGAGAAGCGCCACUACCGCAUCACGUCCUUGAACUACCGGCCCGGCUCCCACGACCUGCUAGUGAACUACUCCUCAGAGAACAUCUAUCUGUUCAACACCUACCAGACGGGAUGUCAGCAGACAUACUCCACUCAGCAGCCCGGGCCAAGCGGAGUAACCUCUAAGCCAGUGAGUCAGUCCCGUGACCUUGGCGGCUGUGCGAGCCCGGGCACCUCAAGGGCGUCGGCCGAGGGUGCGGUGGGGGCUGUGGGGGGCUCUCCCUCCGACAACGGCUCCGACUCGGAGAAUCUGUUCAAGCCAAUCAAACGUCUCAGGCUGCGUGGUGAUUGGUCGGACACGGGCCCCGACGCCAGACCCGAGAGUGAAGAGCCCGCCUUAACCAACACGAUCAUGCAACGAAUGUCUGAUCUCCUCACACGCAUGCUGAACAGUCGAUCUGACCGAGGCCCCAGGGAGGGGGGAGAGGGAGAAGAAGGAGAGGGAGAGGAGGAGACAGAAGAGUCUGGUCAGCCAGGAGACUCACAGACAGAGGCUCGGUCGGAGAACGAGACAGAGGGUCCAGAGACUUCAGCCUCGGCUGACGCUGCCGCUGUUCUCAGGUCCGUCAUUUUCUCCUCUCCCAGCGCGGCCGCAGCACGACAGAGUCUCGGCCAGGAGAGAGGGGCAGUGGCCAGGUACACUGUCCCCAGCGAGGGUCUUGGGUUGCCAGACAUAUCCUCGCGGGACCUAGACAGCGGGAAUUCAAGUGAGCUGACCGCACCGUCUGGCACGGAAGCGACGUCUUACCACACUGCAGUGACCUCUCAUGUGGAGGUUUUUAAGGCUCCAUACAGGGGGGGAUUGAGCAACACUCAGAGUGAUAGACAGGGGGAAACUGUGACAGGUGAACAUGGUGUGGAGGAGAAGGAUGGAGAGAAGGAGGAUGGAAAGAAGGUUGUGGUCUCAGUUGCUGGUAUGACGGGACGAGAUGACAGUGAUGCGAUCUUGGCGUCUGCCCGACUGACAGUUGAGCAGCCUGACGAGUUUGUGUGUGCAGAGAACAACAGUGAGAGUGGGCAAGUAGGGCAGAUGGUCACCCCUGCCCAGGAUGUGGUGUCGUCUGUGGAUGAAGUUAUGGAUAAAGGACGGGUCGAUUCUGGCGCUCGGGGAGGGAGCGGCAGUCUUUGCCCGGCCGAUGGGAAGAAAGUGAGAAACACAGACAGUGGGGGGAAGUCUACACAAGGGCAGGACAUGGCUGGCAGUGUUGUCUCAGAGACUGUCGCUGACAGUAUUGUCUCAGAGACUGUCUCUUGUGGUCAAAGCUUAACAGAUUGCGGUGUUAACCUUAGUGCCUUUGGUGGCAGCCACGCCACUUCGAGGGAAGACGUUCACUGUGUGAUGAGACUCACGGGGAAUAAGUCAGACAUUUCUGGUGCUGGUCAUAGUGGUUCGUCGGUGCAUGUGUCUGUAAGUGAGACUUUAGUAGAGAAUGACGGUAACAGUUUUGAUGUAGAUACUGAUGAGCGUAGGAGUAGAAGCUCAAAUAUAGCCCCGUUUGAUAUAGGAUCGGGGAACAGUGACAGUAUUUCCGAGAAGCAGAUGUCUUCUGGUUUGUGUGGUAUGAAACCGUCGUCUGGUCGUCCAGCUGGAUGUUGUGACAGCGGAGAGCUGACCCCCGCCCGGAGAGACGGUGACGAACAACCAGCUCACGCUCAGAGACUUGUGGCUGACGAUAGCGCUGGAGGAACUUCUGCACUGGCCGGAGUUGAGAGCGCUCGCGUGUCGAAGAAUUUUACCGCUACGGCAGAUGGGGAGGUUGUCACAACUGUGAAGUUACCUCCUGUGGAGAACUCUUUUGUACCGGGUCGUGGGCAGGAGAGACUGGCAGACCGACGUCUAGAAGAGACUCGGGGGGAUAAGCCAGGAACUUCCUCCCACAAAAGUGCUCCCACCCCGUCCGACUCCCCUUCCCCCUCGCAGUCCUCCAACAAAGCUGUGGAUUCUCUCUCUGGCUUGUCCCUGUCAUGGUCUGAUAGCACUGUGGCUGUGGCUGAGCCGAUGCACAGCACCUACGAAGGUAACGCUCACCCUCGUUCACUGGACGAUGUAUCUAACCUGCCUUCCCGCCUCAGCUCGGGCAUGGCUCUCAGCACCGUACAUGCAGAGGUGUCCCCGUCCCCACCUGCACCACAGCAAGUGUCGGAGCGCCAGGACAGUCGUCCCUUUGAUGAUGUCGACGACAACAUAAGCUCAUUGACGGUCAAUGUGCGGAUAUCUGAGAGCUCUGUAGAGCAGUCAAGUAGUUUGUCUACCGAUAUUCCAUCCCAGCACAGCUGCGUUGUCGCGUCCCCUGACACAGGUCAAGCUGCAGUGUGUGACAGGUCAGAGAUUACUCACUUCGGAGCAACACAGUGGACAGACACAGAGAGCACACACGCCAAGACAACUGCGUGUAGUGGCUCAGAAAAUGCACAGACUCGGACAGUAAAUGUGGCACAAUCAGUGCCUUCUUCAGAAUCUCAAGUCUGCAAAGUUUGUGGUGUAGAACUGGUCCCCGGUGUAAGAAGUCUUUCUGCUCCGUCCCUGUGUGCGGAGUGUGCCAAGCUGAAGCAGGGAGUGAAAGAAGGUCUGGAGAAGACGGAGCGAGAGAGUCUGUGGGGGGUGGGGCACGGGGCGGUGGGGGCAGGGCAAAGGAACUCUCUGGGUCGCAUCAGCGAGGAAGACUCAGACAGAAGCCUGGAACAGGAAGUUCUCGGGGGGAGGAAGAAGGACGGCAAAGGCAAAGGAGUGGGGAAAUCAUCGGCCAAAGCUGCCCAUCAGGCUGGGAAGACGGCUGCGGAGUUUUCGCCUUACAACAGCGGGCGGAUGAGAUUCUCCGCUAAAGAACAGGGGAUGUUUGGGUCUGGCUGCACUACAAGUUCUAGACAGGAAGAAAUCUCAAGUAAGGAUACGGAUGACUCAACACGUGGACCGUCCAGAUCCUUGUUCUCUCCGUCUCCUCCUACUGACAGUAAGCCCAUGAUAGACGCUCACCCAGACAGGAAAGAUCUGCAAGAUCCGACGCCAGGGUUCAGAGCAAGCACGUCGGGCUCGGACAGACACCGGAGAGUCGGUCACAGCCUGCCCCCCACCGGAGACUUUCAGCUGGAUGGGAAUGAUGAGGAGGACGAUGACGAUAAUGACGGCGAUGACCCUCAGCCCGAGCUCAGCAACAAUAAGAGGAAAAUGAGCUCCGACAGUGACCGCAUGAGCCGCGCAGCACAGAAGAUCCAGGAAGUCUACCGGAAAAAACGAGAAGCGCGAGAGAUGGCCAAGGUGAUGGAGGUACCACAGGCCAAAGUGCUGAUGAAAUACUCAGGGCAUCGCAACUGUCGCACCAUGAUCAAAGAGGCGAACUUCUACGGGGAUCACUUUGUCAUGUCCGGCUCCGACUGCGGCCGUAUCUUGGCCUGGGAGAGGGAAACGGGCAGGAUGGUCAUGUACAUGGACGCAGACAGACACGUGGUCAACUGUAUACAGCCAAACCAGUUCUACCCCGUGUUAGCUUCCAGCGGCAUUGACUACGAUGUGAAAAUCUGGAUGCCCAUGGAGGAAGACGCGCAGUUUGACAGCGACAAAGCCGAGAUGAUCGUGCGACGUAAUGAGCUGAUGUUGGAAGAGACCCGCGACACAGUCACCGUGCCGGCGGCGUUUAUGUUACGUGUCCUGGCAUCCCUGUCUCAGAUACGUACCGGGCGAAACUCCGGGAGAGGUCAGCCAUCUCAGGAUUCGGCCAGCCAGGAGUGACCUCACACGAGGGUCCAGUGGUUCUCUGUUGCCUCGCUGUCUCUCUCAAGGAUCUAUUUUUGGGUCCAGAGAAGGACAGCCCCCCCUUUCAGAUGCAUUUGGUCUAAACAAAGUUCUUUUUUAAAACUUGUGUGUGAAAACAUACAGCGAUGCAUUUAGCAAAAAUAAGUCAUUGUAAUAUUGGUGUAUUGGAGAACAUAAGCCGCCAUUUUUGUACGUGGUACCGCUCUCUGCCGUGAUGGGAAUUUUGUACAAUUUAGUCUUUGAUUGUUCUCGUUUUUUAGAUGGGCAUCAUUUUUAAAAUAUUUUUUUUGCAAGUUUAUAUUUUAUGCAACGUGCGACCGUCAGUAUAGAAGAUUUCCCCUCCCAGGUUCAAGUCUGAUCCCAUUCUAACAUAACCCCCUCACAAAGUAACACUGGGGUUGUUGUUUUUUUCGCUGAAUAAAACAGCGAAGUUAAUCAUAAGCUCUCUCCCUCUUGUUUCACGUGUUCAAGGGUUUUUAUGUCUCCUUAUUGGGCUUUUGAAUUUAUUUAUUUUUUCCUCUGAUCUCUUUAAAAGUGCGACCCGUCUCUCUUUAUUUUGCUGGUCGUAAAAAAAAAUGUUAACGUCCUUUAUCUUUUCUUUUACAAAAACGUAACUCUUUCAAAAGCAUACUUUUUCCAGAAGAUUUAGCUGUGAUGUCUAUUUUUUUCUCCCUUGGUGAAUAUUACGAAUGUAAUGUAUGUGUUGUUUUGUUUGUGUCCGGGUAUCUACGUGCAAUGUUACAGGCCUGCCAAACCCUCCAUGACGUAACAUAAAAGUUUUCCACAAAAUCUUCCUGAAGAGAAGGAGUUUAGGGAAAAAGAAUCAGUUUCGAUAACUCCAGUAGCUUCAGACAACAUUAACAAAGCGACCAUGGCAGCAAAUGAAAGUAUGUUGUGCAAAUAAAAAUUUGUUUUUCCAUGUCAUUAAUGAUAAAUCGCACAAAUAUUGCAAAUAUACAUGUAUAAAAAUGAGUACGGUAGUUUCACGUCAUUUGCGAUAGGUCGUAUACAACUUGACGGAAUAAGAAAGCAAGCAAAAAAAUCUGGUUUCAUGCAAAUCCUAUUUGGGUUCUUCAACGGGCAAAAGAAAAUGGGAGAGUUCCAAUGUUAUCAGAGUAGCCUACUUGGCAGGUCUAUAGGUUACCAGAAGGAUGAAUUAAAUAUGGAAAAAUGUGUUGAAUUGUUUGAACGUGAUGCACCCAAAUACAUCUGACCUCGGCGAUGAUGCUGGGGGCGUACGAGGGUAGUGGGUGCACAACACUGGUGCUAAGUUUUCUCUCUUGUCAUGGACAUAAUCAUUUGUGAUCAAUCAAGUAUUUACAAUUUACAAAUAUGAAGUGAUGAAGCUUUGACAUGCUCAAAAGGUGGCAAACUCUUCUAAGCCAGAAUCGGUCUCCUCAUUGGCCUUAGCAGAAGUCACAAGUCAUGUUAAUUAUUGUUUCCUCAACUUCACUUUAAAAAUAUUUUCCUCUGCAUAGUCGGACAUUGCUGGAAGAACUAUUAUUAUUAAUAUUAUUAUUAUCGUAAUUAUUACUGUUGUUAAAUUGUUGAUGCUGAUGAAGCAACAAAAUCUGAACUUGUGGAGGAAAAGUCUGAAAUCCAAAUGCACACUUGUAAUGAGUAGUAACCUUCUUGCCAUUGUAUAUGAAUUAUGGGGGUUUAUUUAUUUAUUUGUGUGUGAGUGUACAGAUUGUAUUUGUAGAUUUCUUGUAUGAUCAGACCUGCCUUGCCUGCGUGUGUCAUCUUGUUUUGUAUUAGAGUUUGUAGAUAAAAGACUUCUUGUUGUGCCUGUAAAAAUACACAUGAAUACACUUUCUCUCAGUUUCUUUUUUUUCUCAAAUGAUCUGAUUCUGAUGUCUCUAUGAUUUGAUUCUGUUGAUAUAACGUCCACUGGGUUUGACAUAUAUAAUAGUCUAGGCCUACCGGGUUUAAUGUGUAAUAAUAUGUACUUAAUACAGGAUGCACUUGAAUCACAAACUUUCCAAUGGUGGCUCUGAACUGUUCAUGAACAGCUGUAUCCAUACUGUACACAUGGGAAUUGUUAAGCCACCAGCAGGACACAGAUUUGUUCACCGGGAAUCAGGAAUGUCGUCAAACGAAGGAAAUGCUGGCAGUAUGUGGGGAGAUUGCUUGUGCUGAUUUGUUGAGGAGUUCUUUGUUGAUGGAGUCAGACCCAGAUGGUUCAUCUCUCAGAAAGUCUGUUUUACAGGAGAUGGUAAAAUCUGUUUAAAUUGAACUAUCACAGACCGAAUCAACUCAAAUUUUGAGUUGAUAUUACGAUAAUUUAUAUUAAAAUUUGUGGAAAUUUUACACCAUUGACUGAGAUGAUGAUGUAUUUGGCCCUGCUUCACAAAGUAGUCAAAAAUAAGACAGCAGAAAGUUUGGGAGUAGGCUCAUUUGUGCCCAACCCCGUUAACUUGUGUUGUUUUUGUGAGCUGCUGGGUCGGAGCAGUGCAAUCUGUGUAGCCAUGAACUUAAUAAAAUAUGAGAGAUAAG
Messenger RNA from Aplysia californica (California sea hare), 7105 nucleotides. RefSeq names its product DDB1- and CUL4-associated factor 6. The transcript has 17 exons. Bases 110 to 4585 code for a protein of 1491 amino acids. Gene Ontology annotation, biological process: positive regulation of transcription by RNA polymerase II. Gene Ontology annotation, cellular component: cytoplasm; Cul4-RING E3 ubiquitin ligase complex. The record is from RefSeq and is a predicted model, not a curated record. Lineage: Eukaryota; Metazoa; Mollusca; Gastropoda; Aplysiida; Aplysiidae. Gene Ontology annotation, molecular function: protein binding.